Messenger RNA from Oncorhynchus kisutch (coho salmon), 4805 nucleotides. RefSeq names its product E3 ubiquitin-protein ligase TRIM39-like. Gene Ontology annotation, molecular function: protein binding. The record is from RefSeq and is a predicted model, not a curated record. The transcript has 2 exons. The coding region runs from base 81 to 1355 and encodes 424 amino acids. Lineage: Eukaryota; Metazoa; Chordata; Actinopteri; Salmoniformes; Salmonidae.
UGCUCCAAAUCACUCUACACACAGAUACACAGUCAACCUUCUCUCAAGACAAAGAGGAAAAACACACCCAGGUUUCAGAAAUGUCCACCUCCAGCACUGUCCUGUCUGAAGAGCAGUUCCUGUGCUCUGUCUGUCUGGAUGUGUUCACUGAUCCAGUCUCUAUUCCAUGUGGACACAACUUCUGCAAGGUCUGUAUCAGGGAAUACUGGAACACCACUGCCCUGUGCCAGUGUCCACUGUGUAAGGACACAUUCAAUACAAGACCGGACCUAAAAACCAACACAACGCUCAGAGAAGUUGCAGAUCAUUUUAAGAGGAUGAAGGUCAGAGACAGAGAGGAGUCCUCUUCCAAGCCUGGAGAAGUAGCACAAGUGCAGCAGAUGAUCCAGGAGCGACUGCUGAAGGUUAAGGAGAUCAAACUCUCAGUAGAGCUCAGCCAGAGAGAUGCAGAGAGAGAGAUAGCAGGAAGUGUGGAGGUCUUCACUGCUCUGGUGCGCUCCAUUGAGAGAAGUCAGGGUGAGGUUAUUGAGGAGGUUGAGGAGAAGCAGAAAGCAGCUGAGAGGAAGGCUGAAGGGCUCAUUGAAGAACUGGAGCAGGAAAUCACUGAGCUGCUGAGGAGAGGCACUGAGCUGGACCACCUCCACCAGAACUCCCCAUCCCCAAUCAAGGACUGGUCUGAGAUCAGUGUUCACAGGGAUCUGCAUGUAGGAACUGUGAGGAGAGCUCGGUCUCAGCUGGAGGAGAUGCUUCAUAAUGAGAUGGAGAAGUUGUGUAAUGCUGAGCUGAAGAUGAUACGGCAGUGGUCAGUGGAUGUGACUCUGGAUCCUGAUACAGCACAUCCCAAGCUCAUUGUGUCUGAGAACAGGAAACAAGUGAGCUUUGGAGACAAAGGGCAGAUUCUCCCUGACCUCCCAAAGCGGUUUGAUAUGUAUCUAUCGGUCUUGGGAAAGGAGGGCUUCUCCUCAGGGAGAUUCUACUUUGAGGUUCAGGUGAGAGGGAAGAUUGAGUGGCAGGUAGGCGUGGCCAGAGAGUCCAUCAUCAGGAAGGGCCCAAAAGUUAAAAGCCCAGAUGCUAGACUCUGGGCUCUGUAUAUGAAGGGUGAGAAUAAGUAUGAGAUCAAGGACACACCCCCUAUCCCCCUCUUCCUGAGUCAGAAACCCCAGAAGGUGGGGGUGUUUGUGGAUUACAAGGAGGGUCAGAUCUCCUUUUAUGAUGUAGAAAACAUGUCUCAUAUCUAUUCUUUCACUGGUUGUACCUUCACUGAGAAGCUAUAUCCAUACUUGAACCCCUGUAAUAAUUCUGAGGGUCCAAACUCAGCCCCAUUGGUCAUCUCUCCUGUCAAUCACAUUGACUGAAUUGGGGUCCAAUAGGGCAGAAGUGCUGAUAAUAUUGGGCCGCUUCCAGGUGGUCUGCCAAGGAGUCGCAAAACAAAUUUCACAACACCUGGACAGGUGUUUAACAUUACGACAGAAACCGCAUCAAUAUGAUGUUAUAAUCUCAAGCAUGACUGCAAUAUAUCUAAUGAUUGGUUCAUUUGUAGAGCAUCUUUUAAAUCAGAGGAUUAUGCUUGAAAUCUGAUCUACCGUUGAAUAUUGUUUUAGUUUGUCUUUUUUCAAAUUUAUUUUCCCCAUUUUUCAGUAUGGUGUGUUGAGACGUUGUUUGGAUUAAUUUGGGAGUAUGUCCUGAAUUAUCCAAAUCUAGUACAAUGCAUCCAUUUCUUGUGAGUUUUCAUUGUAUGUGGUCAAUGUCACAUAAACAUAAUAAAUACAGUGAAUAAAUGUGUUCUUGUUUUUGAGUCUAAAUUGUUUAUAAGGACGAUGCAUCCUAGAGGGCAGUGGAACAGAGGGGUUACUGCAGCAGUGCAUUGUAGUAAUCUGAGACCCACACUGACCUCUAGAUCUGGCUCCCCCCCUCCUCCUCCCAACCCUCUACCUCAGCACUUAGGGUUAAAAAUACACAGAGGCCCUGGUGCCUUCUGGAAAUCAGGAAGGAACAAACACAUUCAGUGGACCAACACUGGGCUCUGAUAUUUUAUACAUGACUCCAAAAGAUGCACAGACACACACUAAUGUUGCGAGCAUAUACACACACACACACACACACACACCGAGUUUAACCUUACCUAGACAAAAUUAAAAUGGUCAAAAAACUAAACUAAGCCAAGGACAGAGAAAAGUACAAGAGUUAAAUUCUGGGCAGAACAGGGAUGAGUUGAGAGAUAACAUUUCACUAAAGUGAAAGCACAACUGCAUAACAGAAAAUCUACUGUCUCAGCCACUGCCUGUCACCAAGGGAGUACCCCAAGGCUCAAUCCUAGGUCCCACGCUCUUCUCAAUUUACAUCAACUACAUAGCUCAGGCAGUAGGAAGCUCUCUCAACCAUUUAUAUGCAGAUGAUAGAUACAGUCUUAUACUCAACUGGCCCCUCACCGGGUUGUGUUAAAUGCUCGACAAACCUUUCUUAUAGGCUGACCACAUCGCAGGCGCGAGCGUUGCAAAAUAAAUGUAGGAGUCUAUGUUAUUGCGCCAAAAAGCAUCUGCGUUGCCAAGGGCUAAAAUAAAAGUCCUUUCUAUUUCCUAUGCCGAUCACGCUGCAAGUCCUGCCUCUCAUAUCUUCUCAUUGGUUUAUAGAUGCAGGUACCCACAUGCUAUCUCCUCAUUGGUUAUACCCACGUGGGUGAUUGAAAGAAGAACUGUUGCCGGUUGUCGUGGUAAUACUAUGAAAGUUUAGAAGCCAAUCACCAUAUAAGUUAAACGAUGAAAAGGUCUGGAAGGAGGAGAGUUGACUAGAAACGAUUCAGUUGACCGCUGUGUGGAUUAAUUGUCGGAGUAGAGGACCUUGUGCAUUUCAGGUAAAAUAACAACCUAAUGUUUAUAUCCCAGGACAAAUUAGCUAGCAACAGCAAGCUAGCUAAAUAGGACAAAUUAGAUAGCAAGUGCAAGCUAACUAGCUAAAUUGACAAAUGUGUAAUGCUUUUUGACCUGUCCCCAAAUAAUGUCAUUGGUUCAGAGUUUGUUUUGAUAUUUUAACCUGCGUGUCGUGAUCGCAUUUGGUGUAAAAAAAAAUAUAUAAUAAUAAUAAUAAUUGUGCACGAUGGUGCACGAGCGCAGCCAGUUUGGGUUCCGUGUCAGUGUCGAACAAGCUUUCUCUACCCUUGACCUUUGUUUUGGAGGUGUUCAGAAAAAGGUUAUGUGGUUUGGUAAGAAGAAUGUCCCUCUCCCCACAAGUGUAAUUACUACCUCUGAGGGCUUAGAGCUUGAGGUAAGUACAUGUAUGGUACACUGUCCUUCUCUCAGCACAUAUCGAAGCUGCAGGUUAACCUCUCAGUGCACGGUCUAGUUUCCUUAAGUUCCGCCUGUCUGACGUGCCCAAAGUAAACUGCCUGUUACUCAGAAGCUAGGAUAUGCAUAUAAUUGGAUAGAAAACACAAUGAAGUUUCUAAAAACAAUUAAAAUAAUGUCUGAGUAUAACAGAACUGAUAUGGCAGGCGAAAACCCGAGGAAAAUCCUUCUGGAUUUUUCUUUUUUGGAGCUCCCAAUAACUUCCAAUGCAAUGCCAUUGGAAGAUCCAAUUUCCGCCUCCCAGAUUGCAGUUCCUAUGGCUUCCACUAGAUGUCAGUCUUUAUACAAGGUUUAGGCUUGUUUUUUUAAAAAAUGAAGUAGUAUUUGUAGUCUUUCCAAGAUGAGAGCCAAGGAAAAAGUAGUCUUUUUGCGUGUGUGAACGAGGGCGUGCUCUUCGUUCUUUUCCUUUGCUAUUGAACAUAGUAAUCUCCAUAUGAAAUAUCAUUUAUUUAGAUAUUAGACAACCUGAGGAUUAAUAAAAAAAACAUUGUUUGACUUGUUUGGACGAACUUUGCCGGUAACUUUUUGGAAUCCUUUGUAUGCAUGUUGAAAGAGUGGAUUAUUGAAUUCAAAUGGUGCCAAAUAAACAGCGCUUUUGGGAUAUAAAGAAGGAUUUUAUUAAAUAAAACAACCAUUCAAUGUGUAGCUGGGACCUUUUGGAUUGCAAACAGAGGAAGGUCUUCAUAAGUAAGUGAUAUAUUUUAUCGCUAUUUCUGAUUUUGUGAUUCCUGUGCUGGUUUGGAAAAUAUGUUAAUGUGAGGCGUUGUCCUCAGACAAUCGAACGCUAUGCUUUCGCCGUAAAUCCUUUUUGAAAUCUGACAACACAGUUUAGUUACCAAUAUUCUAAGCUUUUGGACCAUGUAAGACACUUGAAUUUUCAUGAACGUUUCAUACUACGAUUUUUUAUUUUGAAUUUGGCGCUCUGUAAUUUUACCGGAUGUUGUCGAACUUGAUCGUGCUAGUGGGAUCCGUGCGCUAAGAGGUUUUAAAGUUAAAUCGUAAAUUGCUCCUCUUUCACCCCAGCUGCCAAACUAACUGUGAUUCAGAUGACCGUCCUACUCAUGCUAGAUUACGGAGACGUAAUGUAUAGAUCAGCAGGUAAUGGUGCUCUCUUGAGCAGCUAGAUGUUCUUUACCAUUCGGCCAUCAGAUUUGCCACCAAUGUUCCUUAUUCAUUUUUAUUUACCUUUAUUUAACUAGGCAAGUCAGUUAAGAACAAAUUCUUAUUUACAAUGACGACCUAGGAACAGUGGGUUAACUGCCUUGUUCAGGGGCAGAACGACAGAUUUUUACCUUGUCGGCUCAGGGUUUCGAACUAGAAACCUUUAGGUUACUGGCCCAACGCUCAAACCACUAGGCUACAAAUCACUGCACUCUACACUCCUCUGUAAACUGGUCAUCUCUGUAUACCUGUCGCAAGACCCACUGGUUGAUGCUUAUUUAUAAAACCCUCUUAGGCCUCACC